This is a messenger RNA of Astyanax mexicanus (Mexican tetra), 1124 nucleotides long. It is a transcript of the gene hp, whose product is annotated as haptoglobin. The transcript is spliced from 4 exons. The coding region runs from base 136 to 1068 and encodes 310 amino acids. Gene Ontology annotation, biological process: proteolysis. Gene Ontology annotation, molecular function: serine-type endopeptidase activity. Lineage: Eukaryota; Metazoa; Chordata; Actinopteri; Characiformes; Acestrorhamphidae. The record is from RefSeq and is a predicted model, not a curated record.
CGUGUCAUUUUUGGGAACAGAGGGCUGUUAGGUAUAAAUAUGUAAAGCCGUAAACUGGACGAUCACACUCUGAACACUUCCACAAUACUGCAAAGACUCUCAGAAAAACGCUUCUGCCAGCAGGACUGUUUCAUCAUGAUCAUGAAGUGGCUAUCAGUGGCCGUGUGCCUCCUGGGCUCAAUGAUCUGUGUAUCACAGGCUUUCUCAGUGGACAAGAUCAAAGAACACUUCCCAGUGCACAGGGACCGCCGCAUGGUGGGAGGAGCCCUGGCCACCACUCAUGUCCCCUGGCAGGCCAUGGUGUAUCUCAGUGAGAAUGUUCUGGACGGUGGAUUCGCUGGAGGAGCUCUGAUCGCACCACGCUGGAUCCUGACCGCGGGCCGAAACCUGUUCGUGAGGAAAACUCGAGAGCACACCCAGGGUAAAGAGCCCCUGGUCCCAAAAGUCUACCUAGGGAUCUUCCGACGAGUUAACGCUAAUGCCUCUACUGAAGUGGCAGUGGAGAAGGUGUUCCUACACCCAGGCUUUCAGAACACCUCAGACUGGGACAAUGACCUCGCUCUGAUCCAGCUGAAAGAGCCAGUGACCUUCAGCGACAGCAUUUUCCCCAUCCCUAUGCCUGAGAGUGGAGAGGACCAGGCCGAGAAGGCGGGACAGAUGGGUGUGGUCGCUGGAUGGGGCUGGGGUAUACACUUUACUCCCGCAGAGACUCUCAAGUUCCUCUCCUUGCCUGUGGUUGAAUGCCAGGGACAAUACUCCCCCAAAGUUGCGACAAACACUCCAACUGUGGACGACAAAAUGUUCUGCACAGGACCCAGCAAAUUUCAGGAGAACGUUUGCUUUGGAGAUGCAGGAGGAGCUCUCGCGUUCCUCGAACCCAAAACCAACCGAGUAUACGCUGCUGGCAUCCUGUCAUUCGACAAGGCCUGCAAUGUGGAGGAGAAAGCGGUUUACAUGAAGAUCUCAGCCUACCUGCCCUGGAUCCACAGCAUCAUAAGGGGGGAUUCAGAGAGGUUCUCUUCUCUCCGUGCUUCACUCAUGACUGAUAUGUAUACAAGACAAGCCUGAACAAACAGAAUUUGUACUUUUCAUUUGUAAUGUCAAUAAAUUACUAUGUUUAAGAA